Molecule: messenger RNA, 1287 nt
Organism: Kockovaella imperatae
Lineage: Eukaryota; Fungi; Basidiomycota; Tremellomycetes; Tremellales; Cuniculitremaceae
Product: putative NAD+ diphosphatase
Exons: 9
Coding region: 1-1287 (428 amino acids)
Biological process (GO): NAD+ catabolic process; NADP+ catabolic process
Cellular component (GO): cytosol
Molecular function (GO): NADH pyrophosphatase activity
Source: RefSeq, a predicted model, not a curated record
AUGGGUGAUAAUCUAGUCAACUUCUACGCCGGUCAGCCGCCGCUCAACAGGCUAUCUUUCAUACGGCCGUCUGUGGAUAAGAUCAAUGCGCUUCUCAAUGCCGAGAGCACGCGGUUCAUAGCUUUCAAAGAUCUGAAGCCAUUGGUUCAAGAGAAUGAGCUUGGAAAGCUGGUGUUUCUGGAUCGUAAAGCAGUCGAAAGCCGGAUAGGGGAUGGGUAUAUGGGCUCGGGCGGAGACAGUAAAGAGGCUGUUCGAACUAUGGAAACUUAUCGGAAACCCUCUGACAACGCGCUGGUCUUCCUCGGCAUCGAUGAUCGAACCUCUGCAAGGGAGAAUAUCGAGACGGAAAUUCAGUCCUCAGAGAAGCAAGUGGAUCUGGCGAACCCGCCAGGGACAGCGUUUUUUGCUGUCGACGCUGGACGAGGGGCGGAAGGGGAAUGGGAAAUCUCAGGGACACAGUGGGGAGAUCCCAGAUCGAGUGCAUCUAGUAUGAGCGGAUGGGAGGCUGGACUAUUCGCUCAGGCCAGAGCUUUGAUCGAUUGGAAUACGAGAAACAGGUUCUGUCCCAUGUGUGGAUCUCAAACGUACUCGCUUUGGGCUGGUUGGAAACGAGGCUGCAUCACUGGUCUAGAACCCAUACCUGGCAAAGAGCCAUGCCCAUCUUUAGAGGGACUACACAACUUUGCGUACCCUAGAACAGAUCCAGUCAUUAUCAUGGGCAUUCUUAACUCGGCAGGCGACAAGAUUCUCCUUGGCCGGCAAGCGAAAUGGCCGAAAGGGAUGUACUCCUGUCUAGCUGGCUUUGUUGAACCAGGUGAAUCGUUCGAGGAUGCCGUAAGGAGGGAGGUCAUGGAAGAGGCUGGUAUCGAAGUUGGACCGGUCAGAUACUCUUCCAGUCAACCUUGGCCAUAUCCAGCCAACCUCAUGGUUGGAUGCUUCGGGCGAGCUAAAGAUGGCCAGCGCAUACGAUUCGAUCUCGACAAUGAGCUGGAGGAUGCACAAUGGUUCGAUCGACCGACUAUCCGCUCACUUGUAUCGUCGCCGACAGGUAGCAAGUACUCUGAAGCCGAGAUCAAGCGACUGGGCAAGCUGGCCAAUUCAGGGAGCAACCAUAAAGACGAUCAAGAGACGGCCAAUGCGCUCGCACCGUCUGAAAGGAAGACUGGAGAAGGUGAUGCGGAGGGCGAUAAGCGAGGCCUGACGAGGGUUCCUCCGGAUACCGCUAUCGCUGGCAAACUCAUAAGGCUUUGGGCAGACGGCGGUGUCGACCUGGUCAGCCGGCUAUGA